Messenger RNA from Closterium sp. Naga37s-1, 2448 nucleotides. The record is from the annotation of a GenBank genome assembly. NCBI's taxonomy places the organism in Eukaryota, Viridiplantae, Streptophyta, Zygnematophyceae, Desmidiales, Closteriaceae.
AUGUCGUCCCCUUAUGAUCCGAGAAAGAGAGACAGCGGGGCAGAGGAGCAGCAAAUAGAGAGGCGAGGAGCGCCGGAGGCGGCAGCGAUUGCGGAGGAUCGAGGAGCAUCGGCUAGAUGCUCGAUCGACGGCGGAGAUGUGAGAAAGCAGACCAGCGGUGUGAAUCAGCCUGCAUCGCGCACUAGCAGCGGAAGGUCGGAAAGCCGCGCGGAAAUCCUCCCCCGCAGCGGAAGCGGAAGCUUUCAGGGGGAGACGGGGCUUGUGCGGAGCGCAAGCAAGGGCGAGGACGUGGCGGCGCACGGAAACGCGCUUGCGCUGGUCCCCGUGGGCGGAGGGUGGGGGGAGAUGCUGAACCAGGGUGCUCUGUCCUUCUUCAAAUUGGACGGUCCAGAUAAGGCCAUCGUGCUUCACGAGCUGCAGCGGCGGCCGGGCGCGCGACUGAUCGGCGACGAGAUUCGUCGCUACGUGCGAAUCGAGCGCGAGAACGGCGUGCUGGCGACGUCGCUGGGCGUGCUGGGCGACAGAACGCCGCACGGGCAGAUCGAGCUCCACGUGUCAACCAUCCGCGCGAGCACGACGGACAACCGAAAGUUUUACGUGUUUGGGCACAGAACGCUGGGGCUUAGGACGGAAUCCAAAGCGGGGCGGGCGCUUUGGAUGGAAGCCAUAGAAAACGCGCGCGUGAACCUAAUUAAGAGGCUCCACGCGGCGCCGAAUAAGGUGGACGUGUCGUCGCACGUGUGCUUCGACGCGGUUAGGGCGUACAUGCAGCGGAGCGGGGUGGAAGAGGAGGUUAUAAGUGGCGUGGAGGAGAUGGUUCGGCGGAAGGUGGUGGUACGUCUAGAGACUAAGUUAAGGGAGGAGCAGAGGAAGCGGCUGCAGCUGCUGACGCUGCUGCGGCAACUCGAGGCGGAGAAGGUGGAGCUGGAAACGGCAGUGGUGGACGAGAAGAGGCAGCAGGGCCAACCCAGCAGCAGCGCCAUGCUUCUGGGCGAGGAGGACGACGAUGCAGACAGCACGUUCAACGACGACGAUGGGGACGACGAGGGCGACGACGACCCAGGCGCGCGAGGCGGCGGGGGGGCGCGGAAGGAGCCGCGGCUGACGUCGACGGUGCGGGACACGGACGAGGACGAGGGGGACACGGACAGUGACUGUAACGACGAGUUUUACGAGGCGAUGACGGAGUUUGCUGGACAGGGCAUGGUGAAACGCGUGCUGGAUAUCGAAGAGGUGGGGUUCAGCUACCCGCACGUGCCUCGGAGAUCAAAACUCCCCGACCCGGAGGAGGAGGAGAAGCCGCUGAGCCUGUGGUCCGUGCUCAAGGAGUGCAUGGGCAAGGACAUGUUCAAGGUCUCCCUGCCUGUCAGCUUCAACGAGCCGCUCAGCUCGAGCCAGAAAUACCUCGAGAUGCUCGAAUACUCGUGGCUGCUGGAUAGAGCUGCGGAGUACGGCCGAAGGGGCAACCGGUUGAUGAGAGCAGCACAUGUGGCGGCAUUCGCAGUCUCACGAUAUUCAGGCAACGAUGGGCGCAUGCACAAGCCCUUCAAUCCGCUCCUGGGGGAGACCACCGAAGGGGACUACCCUGACAAGGGCAUCCGUUACAUUUCAGAGUCGGUGGUGCACUAUCCGCCAAUGAUAGCCUGGCACGUGGACGGCACAGGGUGGAAGUUCUGGGGUGACGUGUGCCCCAAGAUUCGAUUCUGGGGGCCGUCCAUCCAGCUGGACCCUGUGGGCGUGCUGACUGUGCAGUUUGACGACGGGGAGACGUACGAGUGGAGCAAUGUGACCGUGCUGAUUCAGAACCUCAUUCUGGGGAAGCCCUUUGUGGAGCACUAUGGCACCAUGCGCAUCAAGGGCAACCGUGGGUACUCUGCCCGCCUGCGCUUCAAAGAGCGCUCCACCUUUGAUAGGAACCCGCACCAGGUGCGGGGGCUGGUGCAGAACGAGGCAGGGGACGAGCAGGGGACGCUGAUGGGGCGGUGGGACCAGCACAUGCACUAUGUGCCGGGGGAUCUGACGAGCAAGACAGCCAAGGAGGAGAGCGAGGUGCUGGCCACGGCGCAGCUCAUCUGGAAGAAGAACCCCGUGCCGCCCAACACCAAGUACAAGUUCACGCCCUUCACCAUCACGCUCAACGAGCUCACCCCCUCGCUCAAGGAAUGUCUGCCCCCCACGGACUCGCGGCUGAGGGAGGAUCAGAGGGCUCUGGAGGAGGGGCGGUACGACUUUGCCAACCAGGAGAAGUGCCGCCUCGAGCAGCGCCAGCGCAAGGCGCUCAAAGACGGGGAACCAGGAUGGGGCCCACGGUGGUUCAAGCCCUCGGGGCCCAACAACACAUGGCGGUACACUGGCGGUUACUGGGAGCGGCGGGAGAAGCGGGACUGGUCCGGUGUGCUGGACAUGUUUGCACCAGAGGAGUCCGAUGGCGAUGCUAACAAGGCGUAG